AUACUUACAUUCAUUACUGACAAACCUUGAAAAAAAAUAUCCUGCUGUCUAUUAUUACCUUCUCAACCUCUCCUUCUCCCUCUCCCUCUCUUCCCCCCUACAAAUCCGUUCUCCUUUCCGUUUCUCCCCAUCCAAACACCUCCGCCUCUGCUGCGGAAUCUCUGAUCUCCGAUUCACAAUGAGAGAAAUCCUUCACGUUCAAGGAGGCCAAUGCGGCAACCAAAUCGGCUCCAAGUUUUGGGAGGUCAUCUGCGACGAGCACGGUGUUGAUCCCACCGGACGGUACCGGGGUGACGGCUCCUCAGAUCUUCAAUUGGAGCGCAUCAAUGUUUACUACAAUGAGGCCUCUGGUGGCAGGUACGUGCCCAGGGCUGUUCUUAUGGAUCUGGAACCUGGUACCAUGGAUAGCAUCAGAUCGGGUCCCUAUGGCCAGAUCUUCAGGCCCGAUAACUUUGUGUUCGGUCAGUCUGGCGCUGGAAACAACUGGGCGAAAGGACACUACACCGAGGGAGCGGAGCUGAUUGAUACCGUUCUUGAUGUUGUUCGUAAGGAGGCCGAGAAUUGUGAUUGUUUGCAAGGCUUUCAAGUAUGCCACUCACUUGGAGGAGGCACAGGCUCUGGUAUGGGAACUCUUCUGAUAUCAAAGAUUAGAGAGGAAUACCCAGACAGGAUGAUGAUGACAUUCUCCGUUUUCCCUUCACCAAAGGUUUCUGACACGGUCGUGGAGCCUUAUAAUGCCACUCUCUCUGUGCACCAAUUGGUUGAGAAUGCAGACGAAUGCAUGGUUCUUGACAAUGAAGCACUUUAUGACAUUUGCUUUCGUACUCUAAAGCUCAGCACUCCAAGCUUUGGAGACUUGAAUCACUUGAUAUCUGCAACUAUGAGUGGCGUAACAUGCUGCCUCAGGUUCCCUGGUCAGCUGAACUCUGACCUUCGGAAGUUGGCUGUGAACCUUAUUCCAUUCCCCCGUCUCCACUUCUUCAUGGUGGGAUUUGCCCCCCUCACCUCUCGUGGCUCCCAGCAGUAUAUCUCCCUCACUGUCCCAGAGCUAACUCAGCAGAUGUGGGAUGCCAAGAACAUGAUGUGUGCUGCUGAUCCCCGCCACGGCCGCUACCUGACAGCCUCGGCAAUGUUCCGUGGAAAGAUGAGCACCAAAGAGGUGGAUGAACAGAUGAUCAAUGUCCAGAACAAGAAUUCUUCAUACUUUGUAGAAUGGAUUCCUAACAAUGUGAAGUCCAGUGUUUGUGACAUUCCACCGAGGGGUCUGAAAAUGGCAUCUACUUUUGUGGGGAACUCUACGUCAAUUCAAGAGAUGUUCAGGAGGGUGAGCGAGCAGUUCACAGCCAUGUUCCGCCGCAAGGCCUUCUUGCACUGGUAUACCGGAGAAGGGAUGGAUGAGAUGGAGUUCACAGAGGCAGAGAGCAAUAUGAAUGACCUGGUGGCAGAGUACCAGCAAUACCAAGAUGCGACUGUGGAGGAUGAGGGCGAGUACGAGGAGGAGGGUGCUGAGGAGAGCUAUGAUACCUGAAAUGAUUGUGGGGAAAUAUCAUAGAACUGGAAUGGUUUGAUUGGAUCAAUUUUACCUGUCAUCUAGUAUAUUUUAUCAUUUUAUGACCAUCGGUAUUAUUCCUAUUGUUGUCGACUCGUCUUUUAUGUGUUGUUCAAUUGUUUGUACACCUACAAAAUAACCUCUCUGGCAUUUUAUUGCUCUUCUGCAUUUAACGUGUAUUCAAACAUUCUCUUGCUGAAUGGGAGCAAGACUGGUAUUUGUAGAAGGAAUGUAAAAAUGGAAAAAUGCUUGCGGCUUUUCAGGU
Rubroshorea leprosula is the source of this 1814-nucleotide messenger RNA. Lineage: Eukaryota; Viridiplantae; Streptophyta; Magnoliopsida; Malvales; Dipterocarpaceae. The record is from the annotation of a GenBank genome assembly.